Messenger RNA from Paramecium primaurelia, 1009 nucleotides. Lineage: Eukaryota; Ciliophora; Oligohymenophorea; Peniculida; Parameciidae. The record is from the annotation of a GenBank genome assembly.
AUGAACUAAUCAAAUUGGUUUUCAAUAGACGAUUUAGAAUUGUAACAUUAAACAUCUCCAGCCAAUCCUCCAGUUAUUAAAGAGAGAAAAUUACCAGAAAAAUUAGACAUGGAUUCUAUACUAUCUUAAUAUAAAUAAAUAGAAAUCAAUUCAAAUCUAAUCAAAUAUAUAGUUUUUGAGAAUGAAACAACAGAAAAUACUAAAUAAAUUAAUGUUAAAUCAAAGAUUAAACUAAAAUGUGAAGAAAGAGAUUUAGAAGGAAAUCUUGCUAAUAAGGGUACUAAUAAUAUUUAGGCAACUAAAAUAUCAAUGGCAUCUAGCAUUCCUUAUAUAUAAGGUUUAAAAUCUGCUUUUCUUACAAUGAAAGAAGGUGAUAUUGCUUGGUUCAAAUUAUCUAAUGAAUAAAUGUAUACAGAAUAAGAAAUUGCAAGUGGAAUUCCAGUCUAGAAUUUAUAAAAAUAUUUCAAAAUUGAUAUAUUAGAAGUAACAUAACCUGAACUUCCAAUAGAUUUAACAAGUUUAGAAAAGUAAUAUAUAUUAAUAUCUUUUAAGUCGUCUAAAGUAGAUGGAAUUAUUUAAAAUUGAAGGAAAUUAAUUUUAUGAAAAACAAUAAUAUUAAAGUGCAUUAUUAAGAUAUUAAAGAGGAUUAAAUUUUCUAGAAAAAUGGCCUAAAAAAUUUGAAAGCAAUCCUGUUGCUAUUGAAGCCAAAAGGAAUUCUUUAUUAGUUUUAUCAAGUAAUAAGGCAUAAUGUUUGAUAAAGUUAUAAGAUUAUAAAUAAGCAAUAUCAGUACUUGAACCUUUAAUUGGUUAAAUGAGAAACAAAGUAUUUAUUUUAGUUUAAUUAAUAUUUUAGUAAUAUGAAGUUAAGAAUUACUAUAGAUUAAUAAGUUGUUUUCAUAAAAUAGAUGAAUAAGUUAAGGCAGAUUUCUAUUAUAGAUAAGUAAUCCAUAUGUGUUAGCUAUCAUAAGAAGAAAAACACCUUUUUAAUUCUAUCAAAUUCAAGAAAUGA